Molecule: messenger RNA, 1019 nt
Organism: Pseudovirgaria hyperparasitica
Lineage: Eukaryota; Fungi; Ascomycota; Dothideomycetes; Acrospermales; Acrospermaceae
Product: mitochondrial ribosomal protein
Exons: 2
Coding region: 100-840 (246 amino acids)
Cellular component (GO): mitochondrial small ribosomal subunit
Molecular function (GO): structural constituent of ribosome
Source: RefSeq, a predicted model, not a curated record
ACCAGCUCCAACACCCUCCGACGGCCUUUCUGUCGUGUGCAUAUGCCAACCUUGACUUUCGUUGUCUCCCCUUCGAUGAUCGUCUAGUACAUAGCUUCAAUGGGCCGGUACAACUUCACCGCCCAACGCGUGCAUCGCGCCGCACAAGCUCUCCUUGAUCAAGAACGCCUGCACGCUGCUCCUGCAUGGCACGAAGUCGUCUACACCGUCCCACCCCCCGAGAUUCUCACGCGAACCGUUCAACAGAUCAGAGCCCCGCCUCAUGGCCGGCGGAAGAAGCGCAAUGCCAAGAUGUUCAUGCCUCCGGAGCUCAAAUACCCAGAAGAUGAACUACGGAGCGAGUUCUUCCAUGACCACCCGUGGGAGCUGGCGCGACCGAAGAUAGUGGUCGAGGACAGCGGGAACUCUGCCAAGGGCUAUGAUUGGAGUAAGAUUACACAAGAUGGGAAAAAGCUGGACGGUGAGAGUGUUGUGCAAAGACAAGCAUGGCUAAUGCGACAUGAGCGGCUCGAAAAAGCGGUAGCAUAUGACAAAGCCCGCAAAGAAUUCUACAAAAUUCGAAAUGUUGAAGACAUUGCUCGACGCAUAGCGAAGGAAGAGGCAAUGGCAUACGGUGCCUACUUCGGCAAAGGUCCUCUAGAAAUAGGUAUGGAGCUAGAGAACAAGGCCUGGGAUAACUGGAGACAAUGGGCCGCAGAGCAGAUCAAGCUGGCGCAGUACGGCAAGGCUGCUUCUGGCUCCAUCGACUCCGGGCCGACUACGAGCGAAUACAGCAAAGAUAUGAUCGACGAGGAGGAUCCAGAUCAACUUCCAGAGAGUCUCGCAAUCAGCGAGGGGUAGCACUUUAAGCACCACAUAUUUGAAAAUUGUGUAUAUAUGUACCAACAAGUACAGUUCUUGAGUAUCUAUAGAGCAAAAUCUAUCAUUUACCACGGAUCACUACCAUCAGUAGAGCAAUACUGCGGAAUGAUACUAUGGUUACGACUCUCCUAACCCGAACAUCUUGAUAGAGUUCCGCC